Rhopilema esculentum is the source of this 2878-nucleotide messenger RNA. RefSeq lists its product as uncharacterized. NCBI's taxonomy places the organism in Eukaryota, Metazoa, Cnidaria, Scyphozoa, Rhizostomeae, Rhizostomatidae. Gene Ontology annotation, biological process: positive regulation of transcription by RNA polymerase II. Gene Ontology annotation, cellular component: transcription factor TFIID complex. Gene Ontology annotation, molecular function: transcription factor binding; p53 binding. The record is from RefSeq and is a predicted model, not a curated record.
AUGCGUCAGGCGAAAAACAGUUCGCAAAUGCAAAACGCAUCGUUUGAUCGCGAAGUUUUAAAAGUAGCUGUUGCACAGAUUUGUCAUUCAUUAGGAUGGAACUCAAUGCAAAAGUCUUCACUUGGAGUGUUGACAGAUAUUUUGGAAAGAUACAUCAAGAAGUUAUCCAAAGUUGCAGCUGACUACUGUCAAAAUUCUUUGCAUAAUGAUGUUACCCUGAAUGAUCUUGGGUUAGCAUUUGAUCACCUCGGAGUGCAACUACCUGAACUUGAGGAUUAUGUACAUCAGGUAGAGUCAAUCCAUUUUGUCAAAUCUGUGCCAAAACUUCAGUUGGAGGCAAAAAAUAGCAUUGAAUUUCCAGCAGAAGAAGAGAUAGCUUCAAGGGAAGAAUGGUAUGAAGAGUACAUGCCAACCCUUGGUAAAGUUUUGUUAAAGAAAGGUGAAGAGGUUGAGAUAAAAGAAGAUGAAGAGAAGAUACCCCUGCAGUUGGCAACAGAGCCUGGUAUUGAAGCCAGUGAUAUUGUACCUUCUCAUGAAUCUAGGAAGAGACCAGCAGAUAGUCCUCCUUUUUCUCCAGUUGAGCCCAAAAAGCCAUUGAUGGAUAAUCAAUUGUAUCUACCAAGUCUUGUGCGACCAGAUAUGCCAAGUCUUGGGCCUUCAACAGGUAGUCCAAUGAUAACAAAGCAGAAUUUUGUGCCUUUCCCCUCACCAGGUUUCCCAACAGACUCAUUUAGUGAGAAUAGCUUAAAAAGGGUUAUCGAAGAAAGAAGGCCAGCAUCAUUAUGGGACAAAAAUUCACCAAAAGAGAAAAGCAAGCAGGAAUUGUUUUCCCCAGAACCUGCCCUGAAGCAAAAAAUUCUUUCCCCAUCAUCUCAAAGUCAAAAUUUGAAAAGUCACCAGCAGUCAUAUGAGAUGAAGCCAAAAGACAGGCAUCAGAUUUCUAUAGCAACUGGAACCUCAUUCCCAACAGCAGCAAAGACUGAUUCUGAUGAUGGUUUUUCUAGUUUAUCUCAUGUUGAGCAUCCUGGGCGGGAACCACUGACAUCACCUCUGAAUAAGUUUUCAUCAAAUAUCAUGUCACCCCCAGUGUCUGACAAAUCUCCGGUUGCAAAUAAAAAAACAGCCAAUAGCCCAAUGUACCAUACAACAUUGAGCCAGCCGGUCCCGCGCCCUGAUGUUGUGACAAGUCUUGAGGAAAAGAAAGUGAAAAAGGCAAAAAGAUCGAAAAAGUCGAAGGAGAAAGUGACACCUGCUAGUGGAAAAAAGCUAAAAUCUCAGCAAGUUAGUUCAUUUGCUGGAUCACCUCAACUUUUUGCGUCACCUCAUAUAUUAAAAAGCCCACCAGAACCAAGAGCUACAGUUGUGGCACACGCAGUUACAAAGGGAGCUCAAAAGAUGGAGCAUAAACCAGAACAUUUAUUCUCACCUGUACAAAGCAACAAUGAAAAAAUGCAUUCAACCCCUGAGCCUUUAAAGAGCAGACCUUUGCACAGCACACCUGUCGAGGAAAGCAUUAGCGUGUCAUCUUUGAAAAAAAAGUCUGUGGACCGGAAGAAAAAGUCUUCAGCAGAAAAGAGUAAGAAAAAAUCCAAGUCAGUAAAGUCAAAGGCACUGAAUAAAGACAAUGAUAAAAGUUCUUUUUUCGAAAGACAACAUAUGGUUGCCAGUUUGCCUUUGAAGAAACAAACCUCUGACGAUGAAUUUAAGUCACCUUCCAGUAUGAAGUCCCCUUCUUUGUCAUCGCCUCGUUUCAGUGUAGCGGUUUCGCACGCUUCCAGCCUGAGCUCACCAGAGUACAGGACGCCCGAGGCCCAGCCCCAAGAAAGAUUGAAUGAAUUUGGGAAGACAUCUAAAAAGAAAGGAGACGAAAAGAAGAAGAAGAAGGAUAAGAAAAAGAAAACGGCAAAGAGUUCAGAAAAGAAGGGAGCAGACUCUGGAAAGGGGAAAAAGCACGACACACCAAGUUUGAAACUUACGUUCAAAAGAGCACCCAGUGGGAACUAUCAAGAUCAGUCUAAAAAAGAUUCUUCCUCUCAUUUGAAACUUCAUGAAAUGUCCCCAAUUUCAUCCCCAAUUGAAUCCCAAUCUCCUAAGGUUGUUUCCCCUCAACCUGAACCAACUCCAAGGAAGCAGAAAACCAAGACCAAGGCCAAGACGAAGACCAAGACUCCUGUGGAAAAGUCGACCCCAAAAGUGAAAAAACCGGAACCAGCUGUAAGAAUUGAACCGCUUGUAAUUAACGAUGCCUUCAAUUCACCUGAUGAAGACGAGGAUUCUUUUGAACGUAUGAAAAAGACGGAUAUUAAAAAGGGGAGCUCAUCGAAGAAAGAAGGUUCUGGAAAAAAAGGACGCGCGUCAAAGAAGAGUGACUCGAGUAGAAAAUCUUCCUCAUCAGAGUCGUCAAAGAAAGCGCCAGUGAAGAAAGUCGAAUCUCCAAAAAAGACAGAGAAAGCUAGAAAAUCGUCCACUUCAAAGAGUGAGAAUUAUCAACCUGACCAAUUCUUAUCUUCCCCACCUUCUGGCGCCUCUGUGGGAGACCAAUCGGUAUCACGUGGGUUGUUCAUUCAAACGAUCACUGAGCCAACAACGACUCAGGUUUGGUACUGUCCAGCGUGUUUGCGACCAGAUGAUGGCAGUCCUAUGAUUGGUUGUGACUCAUGUGAUGGAUGGUAUCACUGGAUCUGUGUGGGAAUCAACCAGGCACCGAGUGAAGACGUUGAAUGGUACUGUGGCACAUGUGUCGAGAGACUAAGCAAAAAGAAGACGAAAAAACGGAAGAAAAAAGAUUGAAAGUGCCCCCAAACUUGUAUAUAAUUUGUAAUACUUAUAUGAUUUCGUCAUUUAUAUGAAUACCUUAUCAAAAUGUCUUUUAAACGUU